AAAUACAUUAGGCAGUUAAAUGAAUACAAGCUUUAGACGUCCGUCGUCACAUUCUCAAGUACGUAGUCAAAUUCAAUCACGCAUAAUUUGUCUGUCCCACCACACCGACCCCGGACUGUUUCUCUUCUAAAUUGCCUUUUUUCACCCUAAGCUUUUCCUCUCUUCUCUUUUUCGCCCUCCGGUUUCCUUGGUCUCUGACCGUUCACAAAUUCACCGCCGUUGAGUUUGUUUCUGGUCGGAGAUUAUGAAGGACACCAAGUCUAAGAGGAAGAAGAAGCGAUCACGCGCCGCUGUCAAACCAACCACUAACGGUUCGCCACGUGGAAGACUGGAUGAUGAAAGACGGAUCAAUAGUGUUAGCUUGUUGACCGAUGCUUUGGAAGAUGUUUCUCUUAAAGAAAUGGACGUUGAUGCCAACAAAAAGGCGGAGAUUUUGACGACGUUGUCAGAGAAUAGUGAAGAUCCGUCGACUGCGAGUUCGUUUUUUGGCGGAUCUUCGGGAUUGAGCUCGAGCUCGAGCUCAAGCGUGGGGUACGUUGGGAGGAGCUGUGUGCAGAACAUGGUGAAGAAGGGGGCGAGUAGGCAGAAGAGAGCGGUGGCGGUUACCGGAACGGUGGCAAAUGUGUUGGGGAAGGAGUACGUGAGGGCGAGUCAGAGAAAAGCGGAGAAAUUUAAGGAAGUUGUUAAUGAUCAGAAUGGGUUUAAUGAAAAGGAGGUGGAACAGUUUUUGUACUCGAUGCUUGGCGAAGAUAGCGAGUUGAGUAUGGCUGUGGUCAAAGAUGUGCUUCUUCAGUGCGGGUAUAAUGUUGAAAAGGCUUUGGAGUCAUUGAUGGAUUUGUCAGCUUCCUCUAAUGAACAGUAUGGGAACUGCAAUGAUGAUUUUAACCUUAAGGAAGAUGCAAGAUUUUGCAUUGGAUCUAGUGACAAUCUGACAGAAGUAUCUGAUUGCACUUCUCGCUCAUCUGAAACUGAUCUAAAUGAUAAUAUAUGGUCUAUGGGCUUUAAUUGCAGGAAUUAUUCAAAGGUUCUUUCUUCUGAAGUAUCUCCUACCAAGCCAAGUGGCAAGUUUGACCUCCCUCAAGAGGUGUUGGAAUCUUUGUUUAACAUCUCCAAGAGUCCUGUGCAUGAACAAAACACCAUGAAUUGGAGGAAUGUAGUAAGGAAAUUGCAGUCAGUAGGACCUCGAUUUAAUGUUUGCCCUUCUGACACCACAGAAUCUCAGCAGCAGGAGCUUUGUGCUAAGGGAGAUGAAUAUCAAGUUUAUAGAAAGGAUGCUAAGCAGCACUGGGAUAAAACGAAAUCCUCCUACCAGAAGGCCGCAGCAGCGUAUUCAAAGGGUGAUUGGCAGUAUGCAGCUUAUCUUUCUGAUCAGGGGAAAUUACAGACUGAGUUAGCUCGUCAGGCAGAUGAAAGGGCAACCCAGGAUAUAUUUAAAGCGAGAAAUCGGGACAUAGAAAAUGUGAUAACAAUUGAUUUGCAUGGGCAACAUGUCAAGCCAGCAAUGAAGCUAUUUAAACUUCACCUCCUUAUGGGAUCAUAUGUUCAAUCAAUUCAAGCUCUGAGGGUUAUCACAGGAUGUGGCUCGCAUGGUAAAGGAAAGUCAAAACUGAAACACUCGGUGAUUAAUCUUAUAGAAAAGGAAAAUUUGCAAUGGAGUGAAGAAAACCAAGGAACAGUUGUAGUAAGGUUUGACGGGUAUAGAGAGUUCAGCUUUCUGGAUUCGGAGAGUGAUUCGGAGUGAUGUUGGUGUAGUCAGGUGGGGGUAGGAACUAGCUAGAGGUUAUUAUUUUUGGAGUAACCAUUUAAGAAUGAAGAAGUCACAGGUGGUGUAGUGUUGAGAUGUUGAUUUGUGUACAUGGCAUAGGUAGGUGAAAAGUCAGAGCUAGAAGUGGCUCACACCUGAUGUUAUGUAUGUUGUACAUGUACAUCCAUUAAUCUGAAGAAAAAUGUGUAUCUUAGUAAUGACAUGAUACAUGUUAGGAUUGUACAUCUGUAAGUUAACUUCACAAACUGAUCAGUUUAAGUGACCUAAAGACUUUUCUUUG
This is a messenger RNA of Mangifera indica (mango), 2045 nucleotides long. RefSeq names its product SMR domain-containing protein At5g58720. The transcript has 11 exons. NCBI's taxonomy places the organism in Eukaryota, Viridiplantae, Streptophyta, Magnoliopsida, Sapindales, Anacardiaceae. The record is from RefSeq and is a predicted model, not a curated record. The coding region runs from base 245 to 1741 and encodes 498 amino acids.